GCGCGCAUGCGCAGUGAAGAGGAAACUGCUGAGGUUCAAUUCAUCGCAAUGUGUGGCUGAGUCGGUUCGGGUGAGUCAAAGAGAGUGAACGAGAAAAAGCUAGCACACGCGAGAGAGUUUCGGGCUCACACUUCUGUCGGUUGCUAACCUGUGCGGGUGGACCUGCUGUCGGAAAAGGAAAGAAAGGAAGAAACGCCUGUAAUGAGGGUAGCGUCCAAAGAGCUGAUUUAAGUCAGAACAGGCGGUAAAAGUGCGCAGAGCAGAUCCGAGAUCAGCGAGCAGAGAAAAAGUGACACGUCCAGCAAGACCGAGUUGGUGGAUUUGCCCCGUAACGUCUAUAGUGUGGAAAAGAUCACAAAUAAGAAUACAUAAUGGCAGAUGCAGAUUUGGACUUCACGACAGGUGAUGCUGGGGCUUCCACCACUUACCCCAUGCAGUGUUCUGCCCUGCGCAAGAACGGCUUUGUAGUGUUGAAGGGUCGACCAUGCAAGAUUGUGGAGAUGUCAACUUCCAAAACUGGCAAACAUGGACAUGCAAAGGUCCACAUGGUUGGCAUUGACAUCUUCACUGGCAAAAAAUAUGAAGAUAUCUGUCCCUCAACUCACAAUAUGGAUGUCCCCAACAUCAAGAGAAUGGACUAUCAGUUGAUUGGCAUCACAGAUGGCUACCUGUCUCUGCUCCAGGACAGUGGUGAGGUCAGAGAAGACUUGAAAAUGCCGGAGGGAGACCUGGGCAAAGAGAUCGAGAGCAAGUAUGAGGCUGGAGAGGAGAUCCUGAUCAGUGUCCUGUCUGCAAUGAAUGAGGAGGCUGCAGUGGCCAUUAAAGCCAUGACUAAAUAAAACGCUGCAGUUGUACUCAAACCCUUUUGAUUUUCAUUCCGACUUGCUACCUUACUCCUGCCUGUUCUUCCUCCGCUUUCCCUUUCUCACUUUCUCUCAGGUAUUGGCAAGAUGCACUGGACCUGGACAGAAGGAGAGAAUUACGCCACAGCAAUGCUAUUCCCCUGUUUUCUCUCUUAUUUUUUAAUUCUUUGUUCCCUCCCAUUCUUUAUGUACUUUAGCCUGUCUUUGGGUUGAAAAAUUAGGAGAAAAAAAUAAUUGGAAAUGGUCGCAAAUGGACAAAUAUCUGUAAAUACACUGAAUAUACAUUAAUCAACAAUAUUUUGAAUGUAUAUAUUAGAGGAAGAAAAAGGCAGAAUGACACAUGAGCUCUGGCUUUGGGAACUGUAAAGGCACAUCAUAUGUAUUAUACUAACAUGAGUGUCUGUUCUCAUUUUGUCUUUGGCUUGUUUUUUUUUUCCCCCAUUUCCUUUUUAAUAUUUACAUUUGUCCCGAUUCUCACCCUUGCCAUUAUAAAUUGGGCUGUUGAGUAAGUGCAGAGGCCAGUUCCAAUACAGGCACUGUGGUAAAAGACAAGACGACCAUGUGUAAUAGGAUGUGGGGUGGUCUUUUCUCUCUUCACCCACUCCUUUAUCUUCUGGUAGUCACAAUAUAGAAGAUGGGGGAGCCAUCCUUAUAGAGUAAGCAAGUGUAUUUAGUGAGAAGUAAAAAGGUUAAUAAAAACGUCCUGUUUACACAUUUUCAAGCAUUAGCCUAAAUUUAAUCCUUUUUCAUGUAGAGGAAUGGUUUCACCGAAUGUUGAGAACUGUAGUCUUAAAUUGAUUUGUCUGAAUAAGGUCGUUGGUCGGGGAGGCACACUGUUCCUUUGCAAAAAACAAAAACAGGAGGAGUAUAGCAGGCAAAUUUUCUGGUCUCAAGAGAUAACCAUGAUGUAUAACUGUCAUUCCCUUACCACCAUUAAAGGGGUUGUUCUCCAAUGAUCACUGUAAUUUGGUGAAUCCCUAUUCCUAUGGGUUUGGCUCUCUUUGCUGGCUCAUAUCUGAAAACUUGGUGUUAAGGCAAUUUCUUUUUACUUUCAUAUUACCUAAGCAGAACUUUUGUUUGUACCCUGACUGUGAUAAACAGCUGUAUUAAACCAAGAAAUUCUCAUACCCUAAUAUUAAAAUGAGCGCCUAAGUGUUGCCUUUUCUGUU
Tachysurus vachellii is the source of this 2032-nucleotide messenger RNA. RefSeq names its product eukaryotic translation initiation factor 5A-1. The coding region runs from base 372 to 839 and encodes 155 amino acids. Gene Ontology annotation, biological process: positive regulation of translational elongation; positive regulation of translational termination. The transcript has 6 exons. NCBI's taxonomy places the organism in Eukaryota, Metazoa, Chordata, Actinopteri, Siluriformes, Bagridae. The record is from RefSeq and is a predicted model, not a curated record. Gene Ontology annotation, molecular function: RNA binding; ribosome binding; translation elongation factor activity.